AUGAACGGCAUCAAUAAACCUCUUCAGCGAGACGUUCUUGGGUCAGUUGUUGUUCCACCCAGAAACGUACAUUUCCACUCUGUCAACCUGAGAAACAUUGUCAAGUGGCAUCCAGGCAAAGGAGCCAGUGAUGGGACUCUUUACUCAGUGGAGUAUGCGAUUUACGGUGAUGAGGAGGAGUCUGGCACAGGGAACGUGGUAUGGAGGGAAGUGAGGCACUGUAGGGAGAUUCCUCAAACACAGUGUGACGUUACAAAUGAAACCCACAUUCUGGAUGACCAGUACUACGCCAGGGUGAAAGCUGUUGACUCAGGCAUAUCCUCCAAAUGGACAGAGACAGAUAAAUUUGACCCACUGUUCCAUACAAUCUUUGGACCUCCCCGAGUGAAGGUGACAAUGGUAGAAAAUAACCUGCGUGUAAAAAUGAAGGGACCAAUGAGAUGGAAAAAUGCACACAUGAAAAGAGAACGUUCCCUGUGGAAAGUGUUUCCACACAUGAUCUACAACGUCUCCAUCUUCAGCAAUAAGAGCAAACAAACGUUCAAUCUCCUUGUCAAAAACGACACGUUCAUCUUCGGCUUUCUCGAAUAUGGUGUCGAGUAUUGUGUUUCGGUAAAGGCCUUUUCCCAGUCCAACCCUACAGCCAGUGUGGCAUCUGAAUGGAAAUGUGAAACAACCCCGUCAGGGCCUCCUCCAGACCAGAUGAUGCUAGCUCUGCUUGGAGGAAUUAUUCCCUUUGCUGUCUGUCUGUUUGGGCUUGUUCUUGCCGGCUGCCUUGUUUACCACUACCUCUCUGGAAAACAGAAUCUUCCUGAAAGCGCGAAAGUGGCACACGUCGUUGAACAACAGACGCUCUGCCCGGAGAAGCCUCCAACCAUCAUCAACCUCAACCUCAUCGUGACUAAUUUAACCACUGGGGAAACCAAACUGACAAACCUUCCCGCUCUUCCACAUCUGGUCAGCGAAGUGGAGCACCUAUUACCUUUAGCCGUCCAACUCAACAAUGUCAGAUCUGGUCCUCCCCCAGAACCUGGUCCACAGGAACCUCUACUCGGAGAAGAACCAGCACCAGUAGUGUCCUACGCCACUCAGAACCUGCCCGUGAAUGAUGUCAGCAACGCGACCUCACAGGACUGGCAGCCUGACCAUUCUCUGAGCGACGACUACGGACUUGUGAUUCGAGAACCAGCAGAAACGCCAAGCGGUGAGCUACUGAGCCAGAGCCUCAGGGUUCAGAUCCUCGAGCAAGAAGGAUCCAUGGGUGAAGAGCCUUCUGCAGUGGCCGAAGUCAACAGAUACAAAUCACAGAACACCGAAACAGCACAGGAGGAGAGUCUCUGUGAUGAGGAUGCAGAGGAAGACCAAGUGACGUUCGUGGACUGGAACCCUGAAACUGGGAUACUGAAUAUUCCCAUAUUGUCCCAGUUAUGUUCAGAGUUGAUUGUGGAAACAGUGAAUGAAGAUGAAAACACUCAGGGUGAAGUCGUGCCCAUUUUACCCAACGUACUAGUCAGACAGGUGUCUGAGGAGAGCUCUGAUCAGGACACUUUAACCAAGAUGGAAAACAUGUGGGGACUGCAGGUUAUGCAAGAUUAA
This is a messenger RNA of Chanos chanos (milkfish), 1596 nucleotides long. RefSeq names its product interleukin 20 receptor, alpha (gene il20ra). The record is from RefSeq and is a predicted model, not a curated record. Lineage: Eukaryota; Metazoa; Chordata; Actinopteri; Gonorynchiformes; Chanidae. The transcript is spliced from 7 exons. Gene Ontology annotation, cellular component: plasma membrane. Gene Ontology annotation, biological process: cytokine-mediated signaling pathway. Gene Ontology annotation, molecular function: cytokine receptor activity; protein binding. The coding region runs from base 1 to 1596 and encodes 531 amino acids.